AUGGAUCCGCGGCGAAUGGAACAGUGGACAGAUGAUGACUUCCGGGAGGUUAAGAAUGCUGUAGAUCAGAUGUUCACGGCGUUGGAGACAUACACGGCUGCGCUUCUGCAAAAGGCGCCCCUGUGGGACAACAGUCCUAACAUUGGGACCUUCAUUUCAGGAAAUCUGAGGGACCUGGGCGAUGCGACCUUGGACGAGGGAGGUGAGCAAGGCAAGGAAGAUUCUAGCUCGGACGAAGACGAGGAUAGAGCUUCAGGACGCUCGAGGAUAAGGGCUGUGAGGUACCACACCCCCUUGAAGUGUAUGCCGCUCCAUUUGGCAGUGAUUCGCUGUCUGCAGGCGUGGACUCCCCCUCCCCCUCCCGGCAAAAGUACCUGGGACUUGGUCAAGGAAGUGCUGAGCCCUCGCAUGGUGGCCCUGGUGGUCACCAAUGGUGUAUCUGAGCAGGUAGCCGGAUUGUUUGGAGCAGACGCCGAGGCUGGGCAACGGAUGAUCAGCCGCGGAGAGGACUCUAGCAAAGCGAAAUUUUGGAUGCACUGGUAA
Molecule: messenger RNA, 543 nt
Organism: Aspergillus nomiae NRRL 13137
Lineage: Eukaryota; Fungi; Ascomycota; Eurotiomycetes; Eurotiales; Aspergillaceae
Exons: 3
Coding region: 1-543 (180 amino acids)
Source: RefSeq, a predicted model, not a curated record